GAGAGAAAACCUAAAAGAUGCUCAGGAAGAGCAAAAGGCCUCGUAUGAUAAACAUGCCAGAGAAAGUUCCUUUAAAGUAGGGGUCUUGGUCAUGGUCACGAAGGUGCUCGAGGCCCAUAAAAUGGAUGCGUCCUGGGAAGGGCCAUUUAUGGUCCAGGAGCGCCUAGGCGCUGUUAACUAUCUCAUAGCAUCCCCCACCUCAAACCUAAAAUCUACGGUGUACUAUGUUAAUUCUCUAAAGCCCUUUUAUUCCAGAGAAUUAAAGGUUUGUAGGUUUACAGCCCAGGGAAGAGAUGACACUGAGUGGCUUGAAGGUGUCUACUACAAAGGAAAAAGUGACGGUGGUGUGGAAGAGGUGAACCUCUCAAUGAUCCUCGGACGUAUGCAGCACCAGCAGAUCAAGGAGCUGUGCACUAGCUUCACGCCGAUGUUCUCAGCCACCCCAGGAUGGACCGAACGGGCAUACCACUCACUCCGUUGACACAGAUAAAAACUGUAGCCAUUUGAAGGAAAUGGACAUCAUCCAAAAACCAGAUGCAGAUUGUUACUGUUAUAUGCAAAAUGGAACAAUGCACUUAAAAUAUAUUUGGUCAGCUCUUCAGGUGAAAAUUAACAGCACAGAAAUUUUCAAGUUUGUGCCUAUCUCAGCUGAAAGCAAUUGUCGUAAUUCAGAAACUGUUUUUGCAUUUUUCAAGUGUGUUGUUCAAAUCAUUUGGCAAUCAGAGGCAUCUAAAGAAACUGUCAUAAACAUAAACCAAUAUGGAGAGAAUAUGUGUUUUACAGUCCAACCCUACAAGAAGGUACCCUACACUGUGAGCAUACAACGAAACAUGGUGGAUAGGAAACUCGUCCUUUUGUUUAUAGCUGGUGUUUUUCUGUUCCAUUUUGCAAAUUCCUUGAGUAGGAGUGCUAUGUUCUAUUACUCUGCUGGAGUGGCACUGGGUGUUCUUGCUACGCUAGUCUUUCUCCUGUUGACACUUAAAAGAUUUAUUCCAAAGCACAGCACCUUUGGGAUUUUAAUGAUUGGCUGCUGGAUGUCCUCUCUCUACUUUAUUUUCUGUUUGAAAGGGGAAAUGAAGUGGCUGUGGUCUGAAUAUAGAAACUACUUACUGGGGUAUCUUCUGACUGUUGGAUUUAUCAGCUUUGUGGUUUGUUACAAGCAUGGACCACUUACCAAUGAGCGAAGCAUAACCCUCUUGACAUGGACAUUACAAUUAAUAGCCUUUGUCUUGAUUUAUUUUGGUGUCACCAUCCCACAGGUUGCAUAUGCAGUAAUAGCUAUCAUCCUCUGUUCAAGAGGCCUGUGCUAUCCCCUUGGCAUGGUCUGUUUUGUGAGCAGAAAAAUCAAGAAUUUUUUAAAAUCAAAAAAACAAGCGUUUCGGCUUCUUACUGAAGAGGAAUACAGGGAGCAGCAGGAAACAGAGACUGUGAAAGCCUUGGAGGAGCUACGCUCAUUCUGCAGGAGUCCAGAUUUCUCAUCAUGGUUAGCCGUGUCCAAACUCCAGUCCCCUAAAAAAUUUGCAAACUUUAUUUUGGGAUCUCCCGACGUGUCACCUGCAGAAGUGAACGCAUAUGACGAGCAAUAUGGCAUUGGAGGCUCCUUCUUGGAACAGCAGCUCUUUAGCCCAGAGCCAGAGCCGUACCGACUAGCUAAUUCCAUUCAGGAGGAGGAGGAGGAUGAAAUGCAGGAACAAAACGAAAGUGAAAAUGUUUCACAUUCCAACAAUAUUGGAUUAUUCUGAACCAUCUGGAAAAUCUCCUGUACGGGAAGAAAAUGAAAUCAAGUUGGAAAGGAAGGCUACCUUGGCUGAGUGCGUGCUAUCUCGGAGAGCCCUACUUCUGACUUGGCUGUAGAGGGCAACCAAGAUUCAUUGAAGGAUUUAUUCCUGCUUCACUGUUCAGAACAGUAGUAAGUUGCUGGGUUUCUUAAGUGAAUGUUACGUUCAUGUAGUUGGUAUUUUGUUACCUCACCUGUUUAUUUACAGGGCAGGUACUAGGCAGCAGCAGGGCAAACUUGCCCCACCAUUGUGCCUCAACUCCCUUGAAGAGACUGCCUCUAUAGAGGUCUGAUCUCUCUCCAUGUCAUCAGUGCUGGGAGUGCUAGAUGAAGAGGAAGUCAUUUAUGAUGCACUUUUACUAAGUGCUCUAUCUGCUAAUAAAUUCCUUGGAACUCCUUUCCUAAGGUACCUUGCUUACUGCUCUGAUCCCUCCACAGGAUCUCACCAUCUCACCUUUCACAUCAGUUUUAAGUUCCUCACCCUCUCCCUGAAAGUCCUGCACAACUGAGCGCCUCUGCUUUCAUUGCUCUUCCCUUAGCCUUUCUACUGUAGCCAAGCCACACAUCUAGCCACCACCAUCUUUGUUUCCACUCCCACCCAUCUCUGCCCUCUUCAUUGUGGCCCCCUGUGCCAAGCGCCCUCCACCUGAUCCAGUUCUCCAUCUCCUCCUCCAAAUGUCUCCUUCUCUGGGAACUGAAGAGGGAAAUGUGUUUUCCCCAGUGUAUUCUUCUUCUUCUUUUCAGCCUCAGUCUUCCCCCACAACUAACAAAACCCCACCAUUCCAGCCCCACAAGUGUACUCAGUAAAGGACACGUAACCUGGAACUGUAUUAGCUCCUCCAAGCAAUCUCUGUUGGUAAUCUGGUGCGGGUAUCUGUAAGGAUGGCCGGGAGAAGCUGAAGCUAUCUGGCACAGAGCACCCAUACGUGGCCCUAGUGUCCUGGGAAUCCACCAGGUUUAGCAGUGGGUCCUGCAGCUCAUUUCAUGACUGGGAAGAAACCUUGCCUCUGGGACCACAAGCAGGGAGGAAGUGCUGGAUGGAUCCUCCUGGAGAUCUCCUGACCAUGUGGCCUUCUCCAGGGUUUACCUCAGGAGGUGGGGAUCUGACCCUGGCAAGAAAAUAAUUACGGUAAACUGUCAACAUCCAUACGGGAAUAGGAGAUUUCUUCUAUGGGUAUCUAUCUUCCUCUUUCCCCUGUACAACUGGGAUCUCCCUCUCUGUUGUCCUUCAGACUGUGUCCCUUACUCCUCACUUUUCAUAUACAAUCUGCUUCCCAUUAACCCCACUAAGUAUCUCCUCGUAGGAGAGUGGGGGCCAUCAUUUCUCCCCCCCAACUGCCACUCCAAACCUUCCAGGAACUGUCCCAUUCCAACAUUCACCUCUUUCUAAAAGGUGUCGCUCUGCAGAACAGGCUGCACUGUGUUUGAAGCCAGGCUGACUCAGUGGGUGCACUCAAAAGGAAAGUUCCCCUUUGCUGGUGAACAUGCUUGGAGAUUUCUCAGUUGCUAGUCUCCAGGGGGGAACCCAAAUAGCAUAAAACAGUGCUAAAAAGAAACAGCUUACCAUACGCACAGCUGCCACCUUACACUGAAAAGUCAUCAGAGCUUUCCUUUAUAUCAGCACUUCCCAGACAGAAUUAUAGGGAGACUCCAGGAGGCUCUAGAGUUUAAAUUAAAUUUUAAAAUGAGAAUGUUUCUCUUUCAAUAAAAAGAAGCCUAACACCUAAUUAAAUAGCAUUAGACCAUCUUGCUCAUUCAGGAAAACAAGCUCAUUCUGUAGCCAUACAGCUGUCUGAGAGAGAAGAUGAGCCAUACUUAUUAAACUUAUAAACCAAACUGGGACCAUGAUUAUGUUAGCAGCAAGAGGGCUCUACGGAGCAAGACUCUAAUUGUCACCAAUAAAAUACAGGGAGAGGGUUCUGCUAGAUUCACGGCCACAUCUCUCCAUCUCAUAUUGGGUCCCAGCCUCAUAUUGGGCUUGCUUUGGUGCUUUCUGCUGUUAGCAAGAUAAACCCAACACAUUGGUAGAUACGUUCACAAAACAAUGGUCAGAGCCAUGGGAGAGGUGGAUAAAGUCCAAGGUCUUUGGCUGCCUUGUAGAGGGGUGGAUCUCCCCUCUAGCACAAUGGCCUUACAUGGCUGGAGGAGGUUUAUGUUACACCUGCAUAGUUGAAGCUAAGUACUUGAAAUGUAUUGUUGUAAAUAUCUGGACCAUCAAGGAAAGACAACAUAGUAUGACACAUUUCAGGCUCUCUGCACCAUACUGAAGCAAGUAAAGGAUUUUCAGCCACAGUGCUCAGGUAGCUGAAGGUUCACAAUCUCUUUUUUUUUUUUUUUUUUAAAGGGAUAUAUCUUGUCCCAACUUAAACCCAUUUAGCCCUCUUGGGCUUUAUGAAACAAAGCUGCUAAUAGAUUGGUGAUGAUGCCCCACACGAGUAUAUUAUCCUUGUGAAGGAAUGUACUACCCCUUUAAGGGACAGGCUGGAACCUACAGCUGGGACAUCCUGGGGUGUAAUCAAGGAGACCCUGCUCCACCCUAGGGCUGGGCUAUAUACACAGAAAAGAAACUGAGCAAGAGAGAGGGAAGUAGAAACUGUGCAGAUGAUAGCAGAUGGUGGUUGUUUUCUCUCAGGCAGGUCAGUGUCCUGGAACUAACUAACUAAGGGUUUGUUUAUGGAUUUAAGUUUAGGAGCUGAAGCAGGUUCUGAGAUGAGGACCUUAUGGGCAGGUUUUAAUUGAAUUACUCCCGUCCUGAAGCCUUGAUAAAAGAACUUUUUUUUUGUUAGUGUGUGUUAUUAAUGCUCCCUUCUGGGUGUUAAAGCAAACCUAUACCCCCUCCCCAAAUCAGGGGAAAUGAAGGUGGGGGCACUGCAGCAGUGCCAAACUGAGCCACAAGGUGAUAUACAGGGACUGCCUGCACCUCCACAAUGAUAUAAUCACAUAGCUCACUAUGAAUAUUAAUACGUUCAUGGGGGGGAAAAACAUACAAUUCAAUACAGUUGAAUUUUUCCUGCACUUUACCUGUUUUCUCAAUAUUUUUCAGUAGAUCAAGUAGGGUGGCUGCUUCAAACACCUCCCCCCGCACCUCCAGGAGAGAAGAGCAACAGCAUCGUGAGAUACACAUGAAUGUUUUAAUGACUAGCACAAAAAGAUUAAAACAAACCUUUAAAGCCUCCAAAUAUCGCUAAGAUCAUGAACUUGAGAAUUUAUGAAUGUUUAUCUAGUUACUUAUAACCCCCCCCGUCCAUCAGCCACUUGGUUUCUGAGCACUUUACAAAACACUGGAAUUUAUCCUCAUGGCACUCCUGUGAGAUAGGUCAGUACUAUCCCCAUUUUAGAGGAGCACUGUGACAGAGUUGAAAGGGACAUCUCAAGGUCACACACUCAGUCUUUGUGAGAGCUGGGAGUAGAACCCAGAUCUGCUAAGCCCCAGGCCUGUGCUUUACUAUUAGAGCAUCCUUCCUCCCUUAACGAAGGCUUGUAUACUAUUUUAUCCUCUGCUUCAUUUAUUUUUUUCAACAAUUUCAGGUUUUGGAAAUAUAUGAAUUUCAUGUAAAGUGCACUCGACAUACUAUGCUGUGUCAAGCUUUUAAAUAAAAAUAUUUUUCAGCUAGCA
Molecule: messenger RNA, 5393 nt
Organism: Dermochelys coriacea (leatherback sea turtle)
Lineage: Eukaryota; Metazoa; Chordata; Testudines; Dermochelyidae
Gene: NEMP2
Product: nuclear envelope integral membrane protein 2
Exons: 9
Coding region: 513-1742 (409 amino acids)
Cellular component (GO): nuclear envelope
Source: RefSeq, a predicted model, not a curated record